Neolamprologus brichardi is the source of this 519-nucleotide messenger RNA. The record is from RefSeq and is a predicted model, not a curated record. NCBI's taxonomy places the organism in Eukaryota, Metazoa, Chordata, Actinopteri, Cichliformes, Cichlidae.
GUUUCUCUCUCUCUCGCCUCCGGCAUUCUCCGCGCUGCUGAUCCGCGGGGUUUCGGUGCGCUCAAACGCGCUCGGCGUUCAGACUCCUAAGCACCCCCGAUGGCCCCCCAUCAGCGACACUGCACUAACCAGACGACCAGCCCCGGCUUCAAGCUCCCUUAGCGAAGGCAGGACCCCGAGAGUCCUCUCCUGGAAUACCGCAUUGUUUAUAAUUUUCAGCCACACAGAAAGAGAGAGACGGAGGAGAUGGUGCUGAUGAUGCGCCCGCGAUGGUGGAUUUCCCUUUUGUGCGUCUGUGAAUUGAUGCACGUCGGUCACCAGAGCAGCCCUAACGCCGGAGAUGGAGACGCCUUGUCGAGCUUGAAGGCUCUUCGUGAUGCGGGCAGGUUUGUCGGGAAGGAGGACACGGUGCCUCUCCGCCUGCUCUACAGCAGGCACAACCACAGCCAGAUCACACAGGACGAGCUCAGCACCAGGAUUAAAGCCAGCGCCAGCUCUGACUCCACGCAGGUACACAAG